Messenger RNA from Cercocebus atys (sooty mangabey), 3131 nucleotides. It is a transcript of the gene ZMPSTE24, whose product is annotated as zinc metallopeptidase STE24. The transcript has 10 exons. Gene Ontology annotation, cellular component: endoplasmic reticulum membrane. Gene Ontology annotation, biological process: CAAX-box protein processing. The coding region runs from base 218 to 1645 and encodes 475 amino acids. The record is from RefSeq and is a predicted model, not a curated record. NCBI's taxonomy places the organism in Eukaryota, Metazoa, Chordata, Mammalia, Primates, Cercopithecidae. Gene Ontology annotation, molecular function: metalloendopeptidase activity.
UUCUGUAGAAACUAGGAGGGACUGGGUAGAGUCUGCAAAGGGAAGAGUGUGUCUGUGACACUGCCAGCAGCGCGCAGAGGGAGGGAUGGGGGCGGGUAUCGGAAUAGGGGCCCUCGGAAAGAACGGAUAUCGCUGUGACACCGCGGGGACGCUCUGAGGGGACGAGUGUCGGUGUGGCACCGGUGCACGCUGAAGGAGCCGGCGGAACCGGGUGGCCAUGGGGAUGUGGGUAUCGCUGGACGCUUUGUGGGAGAUACCGGCCGAAAAGCGUAUCUUCGGAGCGGUGCUGCUCUUCUCCUGGACAGUGUAUCUUUGGGAGACCUUCCUAGCACAGCGGCAGAGAAGAAUAUAUAAAACAACAACUCAUGUACCACCAGAAUUAGGACAGAUCAUGGAUUCUGAAACAUUUGAGAAAUCUCGACUGUAUCAACUGGAUAAAAGCACUUUCAGCUUCUGGUCAGGACUCUAUUCAGAGAUUGAAGGCACUCUUAUUCUUCUCUUUGGAGGAAUACCUUAUCUCUGGAGACUUUCUGGACGGUUCUGUGAUUAUGCUGGCUUUGGACCAGAAUAUGAGAUCAUUCAGUCCCUGGUGUUUCUGCUGUUGGCUACACUUUUCAGUGCAUUGACUGGUUUGCCAUGGAGUCUUUAUAAUACUUUUGUGAUAGAAGAAAAACAUGGUUUCAAUCAACAGACUUUGGGGUUCUUCAUGAAAGAUGCAAUCAAGAAAUUUGUUGUGACUCAGUGUAUUUUGUUGCCUGUGUCUUCACUUCUACUUUACAUUAUUAAAAUUGGGGGUGACUAUUUUUUUAUUUAUGCCUGGCUGUUUACAUUAGUUGUGUCUCUGGUUCUUGUCACAAUCUAUGCUGAUUAUAUUGCCCCUUUAUUUGACAAGUUCACACCUCUGCCUGAGGGAAAGCUUAAAGAAGAAAUUGAAGUGAUGGCGAAGAGUAUUGACUUUCCUUUGACGAAGGUGUAUGUUGUGGAAGGAUCUAAACGCUCUUCUCACAGCAAUGCUUAUUUUUAUGGCUUCUUCAAGAACAAGCGAAUAGUUUUGUUUGACACUCUACUAGAAGAGUACUCUGUACUAAACAAAGACAUCCAGGAGGAUUCUGGCAUGGAACCCCGCAAUGAGGAAGAAGGGAACAGUGAAGAAAUAAAAGCUAAAGUUAAAAAUAAGAAACAAGGAUGUAAAAAUGAGGAGGUACUUGCUGUACUAGGCCAUGAACUGGGGCACUGGAAGUUGGGACAUACAGUCAAAAAUAUCAUUAUUAGCCAGAUGAAUUCUUUCCUGUGUUUUUUUUUAUUUGCUGUAUUAAUUGGUCGAAAGGAGCUUUUUGCUGCAUUUGGUUUUUAUGAUAGCCAACCCACUCUAAUUGGACUAUUGAUCAUCUUCCAGUUUAUUUUUUCACCUUACAAUGAGGUUCUUUCUUUUUGCCUAACAGUCCUAAGCCGCAGAUUUGAGUUUCAAGCUGAUGCAUUUGCCAAGAAACUUGGGAAGGCUAAAGACUUAUAUUCUGCUUUAAUCAAACUUAACAAAGAUAACUUGGGAUUCCCUGUUUCUGACUGGUUGUUCUCAAUGUGGCAUUAUUCUCAUCCUCCACUGCUAGAGAGACUUCAAGCUUUGAAAAGUAUGAAGCAACACUGAGAUGCCCAGGGUCUGUGACUGAAGACAUUCUGAUUAUUUCUGUCCUGGCAGCAUGUUCCAGCUCUUGAUGUUUUUAAACUUUUUUUUAAAAGAAAAAUUAAGUACAGAAAAGCCCAGAUUUAAAUACGUUUAAUAUGUCAUUUCAAAAAUGAUUUUAAUAAUUCAUUUCUUAAAGAAAACACCGAAUGAAUUUUGAAGCUUAAUGUUUUUAAAGGCAUAGUUUUAUCUUUGACAUCUAAUUUACCAUCAAGUUGUAAAAUUGUUUGGAAAAAUACAGAACUUGUUUUAUUUAUAUACUUACAUGGAAACUGCAUGUGAGGUGUUUGAGGGCAUAUGUUUGAAAGAGGGAGCACCACCUCGGGAAUCCUUUCUGUGAGGCGGAAACCGUGGUCCUGAAUCGUUGUGCUCAUACCUAAGUUGAAAUCUGGUCUUACUUUCAUGCUGUUAUGAUUUCAUCUGGUGAAUCAGUGUUUUAAAUAAGAAAGGUAAUAGUUGGUAAGGCCAAUAUUAUUUAAAUGAAAGUAGUUAGAAAAAUGCUCUCCUACCAAAUUUUAAAUUUCUCUCUUCCCUCUCUUGCUACACACUGAUCAAGAGUUUUUCAUAGUGCUUUGAAGUUAGAAAUUAUGUAUAGGAUAUUUUAAAUCAUUGAGUUUUGUGUUUUGUUUGUUUUCAUUUUUUGGAAAAUCUCUGUCUUUAUCUUUUUUUCCCACAUGGUAAAUAUGAUCCCAUUGGGAGUAAAUUGUAGCUUUUUCUCAUUCAUGUAGUAAAUAAUACAUCCUUUCACUUAGCAGAGAUGGCCAUAUUAAACACGUUUUGCUAUGUUAAAAGUGGCAGAACAUGAAAGACAAAUUAAAAAUAACAUUUUUUAAGCGACAUAAGGGUGAAAUGAAUCUCUAUGACAUUUCGGGAAAAAAUAUAGUUUUCUAUCUCUUUCAAGGGCAGAAGAGUUUUCAUUUUUAUUUUUGUAAUUUUAUCUGUAAGUCGUAAGUACUGCUUAAUCAGGCCUGAUUCUACUUUUGAAAAUUACAGUUCUGGAAAUGCAGAUAAUGUUUACUUUGAAAACAAAUGUCAUGAAAGAUUUCCAGUUUUUAAAGCUGUAUGUUUCACUGCUUCAUAUCUCUGUCCACUUUCUGAAUGAGAACUUAGUUUGUGCCUAGAGCUGUCACUCACUGAUAAUGCUUACCUUCUGGGCAUUUAUUCCAAAGUGGGAUCGACUGUGCGCCUUUGGUAUCUGACCAUAAAGUCUUUUGUUCCACUGACAUUUGGGUGAUGUCUUCACAUGGAAAUAUAAUAAAAGUGAAAAUCUAGUUUAGUACUGCAUUAUUUAUUUUCCUGAGGCUAAAGAGGAGCAGUCCUAUGCCUUUUAUUCAGCAUCCUUUAUCUGUGACUUCAUGCUCUGAUAACUGCCUUUCCUUCCUUCUGUGCCUUUGAAUACAAAUUUCAGUUCUGCAAAAGUUAAACAUUAAACAUUGCCAAUGCAAAUGUA